AACGCAAAGACAAAAACGUUGGCGUCGCAUUUGUUAUGCUUUAUUUGUAUUUGUGUCUUCAACGUGUUCGGUUUACAUUCAGCGUCCGUCGUAUUGUAUAUAUUAAUAAUAUUUCAAAAUCCAAUUCUACAAUUAAAUUAGUGCCGACGUUGUAUUAUUUCGUGUGAAGACGAGUGCUAAAAUCAUUUUGAAAGUAUUAUACAGUGGAAGUUAUAAAAUUACGCAAAAAAUGAAAAAUUGAGUGUUGAAAUUUGGAAAUUUUGUUAUUUGAAGUGAAUUCCGUUUUAAUAAUCUUGUAAAAAUUCAUAAUAAAUUGUUUAUGCAAUCGAAGAGCUUAAUUGAAAUGCGCGAAAUUAGCCAUUAAAACAAUUACAACAAAUUAUAAACAACAACAAAAUAAUAAACAAAACAACAACAACAAUUGCUGCCUUUUCCGGCUUCAAUCAAAAACGAAACAAAAACAAAUCGAAAUACAACAAAUGCCAGGCGUUGUUCAUAGCAAUUGAUAUUUUUGGUAUUCAUUAAAUAGCCCCACAUGUUGAGCAAAUUCACCUCGAACCAUGUCCAGGUCUACCAUCAGUAUUCGCGUCCAGCUCCCAUAAAGAAGCCCAUCAAGCAUCAGCCACGCAGUUGGAUCGAGACAAACUUUCAGAAGCGCGAAUGCAUCAAGUUUAUACCAUGCCCAAAGGACGAUACAAAAUGCUGCUGCGGCCAGGCACAGAUUACGCAUCAGACGAUUGCCGGCAUCGAGAGCGGCUCGCCGGGCGACACCUGGCUGCCCACCAAGCACACACGCCCACAGCCCACCGAUGCGUACGGCACAAUUGAAUUUCAAGGUGGCGCACAUCCCACCAAGGCGCAGUAUGUGCGCCUGUCAUUUGAUACACGUCCGGAGCUGCUGGUGCAGCUAUUCACUAAGGAAUGGAAUCUGGAAUUGCCAAAACUUUUGAUCACCGUGCAGGGCGGCAAAGCCAACUUUGAUUUGCAGGCAAAGCUCAAAAAGGAAAUACGCAAAGGACUGUUAAAGGCGGCCAAAACAACGGGAGCUUGGAUUUUCACGGGCGGCACCAAUACAGGCGUCACUAAGCAAGUGGGCGACGCUUUGCUGCUGGAGGGGCAACAGAGAACAGGGCGCGUGGUCAGCAUCGGCAUUGCGCCCUGGGGCAUUGUGGAGCGCAAUCAUGAGCUGUUGGGUCACAAUCGUGAGGUGCCCUGCCACAGCAUUAGCUCGCCAAGAUCAAAAUUGGCUGUGCUGAACAAUCGACAUGCGUAUUUCCUGCUCGUGGACAAUGGCACGAUGGCCAAAUACGGAGCUGAAUUGAUUCUGCGUCGCAAACUGGAGAAAUUCAUUUCGAAUUUAAAGCUGCAUCCAUUCACACAUUCCAGUACGCCGGUUGUCUGUCUGGUGAUUGAGGGCGGAACGAACACAAUACGUGCUGUCCUCGAAUACGUGACGGAUUCGCCUCCAGUUCCUGUUGUUGUUUGCGAUGGUUCCGGCCGUGCCGCCGAUUUGUUGGCCUUUGUGCACAAGUACGCCUCGGAUGGCGAGGAGCAGCCCGUGCUGGAAUCUAUGCGUGAUUAUCUCAUCGGAACCAUACAGAAAACCUUUGAAGUGGGCCUGGAUCAGGCGGAGAAACUUUACCAGGAGCUGCUGCAGUGCACGCGCAAUAAGAAUUUGAUUACGGUCUUUCGCAUACAGGAAAAGCCGGAGGGCGAGGCGCAGGAGCUGGAUCAGACCAUUCUAACAGCUCUAUUCAAAUCGCAGCAUCUCAGUCCCCCAGAGCAAUUGAGUCUUGCAUUGACAUGGAAUCGUGUGGACAUAGCGCGCAGUGAAAUAUUUGUCUAUGGACAGGAGUGGCCCAAUGGGGCUUUGGAUGAGGCCAUGAUGCAGGCACUCGAACAUGAUAGAAUCGAUUUUGUCAAAUUACUUUUGGAAAAUGGCGUCUCGAUGAAGAAAUUUUUAACAAUACCCCGACUCGAGGAGCUCUACAACACAAAGCAUGGUCCGGCCAAUACCCUGGGCUACAUAUUGCGCGAUGUGCGCCCGCAUAUACCCAAAGGCUACAUUUACACGCUCCACGACAUUGGCCUCGUCAUCAAUAAACUAAUGGGCGGCGCCUAUCGCUCGUAUUAUACGCGUCGCAAAUUUCGGCCCAUCUACGCAAAGGUGAUGAACAGCUAUGCAAAUGCCUGCCGCAAGUCCUCGACAUAUCAAUAUCAGCGCUAUGCGGGGGCCAAUUCGCUGAGCCUCGUUACAGGACUGCUGCCAUUUACCACCGAAAUGGCACUCUUCGAGUUUCCAUUCAACGAGCUGCUGAUUUGGGCCGUGCUCACGAAGCGUCAGCAAAUGGCUUUGCUUAUGUGGACCCAUGGCGAGGAGGCGCUGGCCAAGUCGCUGGUCGCCUGCAAGCUAUAUAAGGCCAUGGCUCAUGAGGCAGCCGAGGAUGAUUUGGAUACGGAAAUCUAUGAGGAGCUGCGCUCCUAUGCCAAAGAGUUUGAGAGCAAAGGCAACAAACUGUUGGACUUUAGCUAUCGCCAGGAUGCGGAGAAGGCGCAGCGGCUGCUCACAUGCGAACUGCACUCGUGGUCCAAUCAGAGCUGCCUCUCGCUCGCUGUCGCUGCCAAUCAUCGCGCUCUGCUCGCUCAUCCCUGCAGCCAGGUGAUUCUGGCGGACCUCUGGAUGGGCGGAUUGCGUACGCGAAAGAAUACCAAUUUCAAGGUCAUUCUAGGCUUAAUCAUGCCCUUCUACAUCAGGCAAUUGGACUUCAAGUCCAAGGAGGAGUUGCAGCAAAUGCCACAGACCGAGGAGGAGCAUUUGGAGAAUCAGAAUUUGGAUAAUGAUGAUUCCGAUCGCUCGCAACCUGAUGCUGAGAAUGCCCUUUUAAAAGCCAAAAGAUCCAUUUCCUUGAGAUAUAGGAAGGGCGCGGGCAGUAAUAAUCGCGACAAGGCUCUAUUGGCGGAUACUUAUUCGGUGCGCGAUACAAAAGUACACGAAAAUGGCAAAGUUAAUCUCACUGCUGGAGCGGAAGAACCACCCUCCAAAGUCUCACUAACAGACUCGGAUCCAUCGCAAUUCCGCGAAUUCUUUCACCUGUCCGAGUUCACCAACGAGAUUAAACAGCAUCAACCGCUGCGCCUGAAGAAGAAGUUUUACGAGUUCUACACAGCGCCCAUUACAAAAUUCUGGGCCGAUUCGAUUGCGUACAUGUUCUUUCUGAUAAUGUUCUCGUUCACGGUGCUAGUCAAAAUGGGCCCCAUACCGCGCUGGCAGGAAUGGUAUUCGAUAGCUUAUAUAACGACAUUGGGAUUUGAGAAGGUGCGCGAAAUCGUUUCCUCCGAGCCGGUGGCCAUUACGCAUAAAUUCUCGGUGUGGGCGUGGAACAUGUGGAAUCCGUGCGAUGGCGCUGCCAUAAUACUCUUCCUCAUCGGACUGGCUUUUCGCUUUCGCCCCAAUACGAUGGACAUUGGGCGUGUCAUUUACUGCGUGGACAGCAUCUACUGGUAUUUGCGCAUAUUGAACAUUCUUGGCGUCAACAAGUAUUUGGGUCCUCUGGUCACUAUGAUGGGCAAAAUGGUUAAGAAUAUGAUAUAUUUCGUUGUGCUCUUGGCCGUGGUCCUCAUGAGCUUUGGCGUCAGCCGGCAGGCAAUACUCUAUCCGAACAAUGAGCCCACUUGGAGGCUGAUUCGAGAGGUUAUUGCUGGUUCAAUCUUCGCGCCCGGAUUUCAAGGCGCUCUCGGCCAUAAUAGUCGUUCACAUAACACACGCAUAGCUGGCUUUGGACCUAGUACAUUUGCAGCUGCGCAACAUCGCAGUCAUGCAGCAGCAGCAGCAGCGGCAGCGGCAGCGGCGGCAGCAGCAGCAGCCAGCACAACAACAACAACAACAACAAGCACAACAACGAUGCCGCCCUCUGUGACGCCCCCCACAACAGAAACUGAAACUGAAACAAGCGAAACAAGUCACGAGCUGCCAAGUUUCUUAAACGGAAAUCACACAAAUGUCACCUAUCAGCCGUACUUCAUGUUGUACGGCGAGGUCUUUGCCGAUGACAUUGAUCCGCCCUGCGGCGAGGAUCCGCGUCAGCCCGCCUGCGUGACAGGUCAUUGGGUAACGCCUAUAACCAUGUCCAUGUAUCUAUUGAUUGCCAAUAUAUUGCUAAUCAAUCUGCUCAUAGCCGUCUUCAAUAAUAUAUUCAACGAAGUCAAUUCGGUUUCACAUCAGGUAUGGAUGUUCCAGAGAUUCACAGUGGUCAUGGAGUACCAACAGAAGCCGGUGCUGCCGCCGCCUUUCAUCGCCUUCUGCCAUUUCUAUUCGCUGCUCAAGUACUGCGUGCGCAAAGCGAAAGGAUUGGAGGUGCAGCGGGACAAUGGUCUCAAGCUGUUCCUCGAAAAGGACGAUCUGGAGCGACUGUACGACUUCGAGGAGGAGUGUGUCGAGGGCUUCUUCCACGAGCAGGAAAUCAUAUUGAAUCAGUCGACCGAUGAGCGCGUCAAGAACACAACGGAGCGCGUCGAGACCAUGGCACAGAAAAUCGAGGACAUCAAUCAAAAGGAGAACAUACAAACGGCUACAGUACAGAACAUUGAAUUCCGUUUGCGCAAAAUGGAGGAAUCAUCGGAGCAGAUAUUGUCGCACCUGGGCGUCAUACAUCGCUUCAUGUCCGCACAUACCACCGGCAACGAGGAGCUGCUUCGCGGCUCCGUGAUGAACAUUCCAGGCGAGAUGCAUCGCAUGCGCACCAUCUCAAUGUCCGACAACGAGGGCAGCGGCGGAGCUGGUGGCGGCGGCGGCGGAAGUGGCGGAGGUGGAGGUGGGGGAGGCGGAAUCGGAGUCGGAGGCUCUGCUGGAAUUGCCGCGUCGCUGGGCCUGGGUGCCGCACUCACUUUAAAUUCACUGCAGGUGAACAAUCGACGUCGCUUCAAUCGCUCGCUGACCGAAGUGCGGCCGGACGCGUACAUCUUGGAUGAGGGCACACACUUUGAGGUGGUGCCGCUGCCCGAGGAGCCCGACGAGGUGGUCAAGUCCCGGGAGGCCCUCAACGAGCAGAUGGUGCGCAAGGCCUCCAUGCAAUCGGAGGCUGACUCCGAUAUCUAUUUACCCCUAUCGCAACGGCCAUCCACCUGUGACACGGUCAAGCGGACGCCCUAUGUGACCGUGCGCCAGGACACGGGCGCCAGCACCGAGAGCAAGGACACACUCACGCCCAUGGGCAACAACGAUGACGAUCAGACCCUCGUCGGUGGCGACAACUCCGACGAUGCUGCGCCGGACAUGACAUUUGAGGCUGCCAGACAUCGAGCUCUGCGCCAGCGCACUGUCUCGCUCUGCCGCCGCAAUUCGGAAACGUAUUCCCUAGCUGGCGCUGACAUCAAUCGCUCGCACAUCAGCCUCAAUCAGCUGACCACGCUCUCGCGUCGCCAGAUGAGCCUCACGCACUCCGAGCCGGACAGCGACAAGGAUAUGCCUCCAGUGCCACAGACGGGUAAAUCAGUAUUGCAUGCGAAACCCUCCAGAAAUAUAUUGCUGAAACUGCACAGUGAAUAUACAUCCAUAACGGACGAGCUGGAGAGCGUUUGCCAUUUGAUUGCCUCACCGACCGUCUCGCUGCAGAGCAACAAAGCUUCCUUGGAUCGGCCCAAGACGGAGAUGUCACGCGCAGAGGCAGCUGCGUUGCAGGAGAAGCAACACUUGAAGGAGUGCGAGGAGAAUGAUUACAGGAUAUUGGAGGGCCUCUUUGAGGCACGUGGCUCCAUCGAUGCCAGCGUGCCCUCCUAUGAGAUUGGCGUCUCUGUGGACUAUAGUCAUCGCUACCCGCUGCGCAGGGAGACGGCCAUUGAGCUGUCGCCCUCGAAGCCAGCGGCGGAGGGCGGUGCCAUUGGCGCCGUCAUUGCUGGCGACAGCAGUGAUACGAGUGGUGCGGCGAGCAGCGGCUUUCAGCUGAAGCACGAACGGCCCUGGCAGCGCAAUUCGUCCAUGGAACAGCAGAGCUAUCAGUCGCCGCUGGUGCCGACGCGAGCCACCAGCGAUUUCCUCAAUCCACCCUACGACAGCAGCGGGCGGCUGUUCAAGAAGUCCAGCGAGAGUCUGCAGAAGAAUUCGAGCACGGACACGGACUACUCGGCGCAUCCGUACCGCUUCAUCAAGCAGAGCUCCAAUGAGACGAACACCUCCUUGACCGGCUCCUACAACGUGGACACGCCAUCGCUGACGGCGGAGCCCAGUUUGGAUGCCGGCGACUCGCAUUCGGCAACGGGCAUUAGCGUGAGCGUUGGCGCUGCUGGCGGCGCUGCGCAGGCGCGUUAUCAACCCAAGCGGACGGCGUCCGUGGGCGCUGCCGAUGGCAGACGUCUAAGGGACGACAGUUCCAGUUCGCUAGAUCUGACGCAGCCAGCGCCAGCAUUGCCAACGCGUCCCAUGCAGUUGAAGAAACAGUUUAGUAUGGACCAGGGCAAGCCGCUGUCUGCGCAAACAAACGCCGAGGCGAGCAGCACAGAGGCUGCGGCUGCCGCUGGCGCUGCUGCAGGUGCCGCGGCAGGUGCUGCAGGUGCUCCGGUUGCUGCCAAACUGAUUUCAACGCUGAAGCCACCCUAUACAAGCAAGCUGGGCAUGAAUGUGCUCAAGGAGAGUAGCUCCAGCACCGAAGAGUCGCGGGACGGCGAGCCCAUCUCGGCAACGACCUCCUCGUCGGCCAAGAGCAGCAGCACAAAUCUGGCCAUACCGCAGAUCAGCACGCAUCUGGUGCAGGAUGAGAUAGCAAAGCUCUCCUCCAACAUCAAGAGCAGCACAGAGUCAGAAAAGGAUCCGCCAUAUAACGAAACCAUGUGUUAACUAACUGUAUAUAUAGAUAUACCCUAUAUCUGUCUAUAAGCUGCUAUAGAGCAAAAGUAUCUGUAUCUGUCUGUUAGAGCAACUGAAUCUGUUAGUGAUUAAGUCCUGAAGUAGAUUGAAAAGUCCCAACAAGGAUUCGGCAUAUAAUGAGAAAAUGUGUUAACUAACUGUAUAUAUAUAUAUAUAUCUAUGUAUCCAUCUAUCUAUAAGCAAAGCAUCUGUAUCUGUGUAUUUAAAAGUAUCUAAAUCUAUAUAUCUGUUAGUAAUUGAAUCCACCUUGUGCUCAAUAAGCGUUGCUAGUCAACCAUCAAAAAUUUAAAGAGUAAUACAUAUUAUAUAUAUGUAUAUCUGAUAGAUAGAUCGCAUAUCAAACAUAUAUAUAUAUAUAUAUAUAUAUAUAUAUAUAUAUAUACAGAUAUUAAACUCACAUUCGCCCAGAUGGAAUGCAGAAGCAAAUUUCAAUGAUUUGACAAUACAUAGCACACAGAUUGUCUGUAUUUUUAUAUAAAAUGUAUUUAUUUACACAGUUGUCAGUUUUGAUUGUUGUUAAUUAAAUGUACAAACGAAAUACGAUAGAGCAGUGAGAAUUUGAAUAGAAAAUCAAAAUGCAUGCAUUUCACAUACAACUCAAACGCAUAUUAUAUAUGUAUAUCUGGUUUUAUCUGUUGAUAUACUCGAUCUAACUGUUAUUUAACUAAAAAGAAAACAAACUAUUGUAACUAAAAAGUAUGUUUAGCUGUAGUUCCAUAAACAUAUGAAAAGUCACCUGCAAUUUCACAUAUCCAAACUACCAACCAAUCUACGAAACUUAUCAAAGAAGCAAACAAAAAACUCUAUAUAGAGAGAUAUAUAUAAAAACUUAAAGCAACUUGUUGUACUUAUGCAUUGCCUAUAUAUCUAUAUAUCUGUACUGUUAUGUCUUGCAAAUUCUACAUACAAUUUAUAUAUAUGUGCGUGUCUGUGUAUUAUAUAGUUAGUUAGUCCAUUUUACUUUAUUUAUGUAUGUGAACAUGUGUGUGUAUGUCUUAGCUAAACAUAAAUUGUAGCCAGAAAACAAUUUGUAUAUACAUAUAUAGAUAUAUAGAUAUUUUUUCAACAAAAAAACAUGUUAACGUUUUGCUUCGUGUUAAAUGCGUUUGUCAUAAUUAGUUUAUAAAAAUUA
This is a messenger RNA of Drosophila mojavensis, 7991 nucleotides long. RefSeq names its product transient receptor potential cation channel trpm (gene Trpm). Bases 536 to 6829 code for a protein of 2097 amino acids. The transcript is spliced from 36 exons. Gene Ontology annotation, molecular function: monoatomic cation channel activity. NCBI's taxonomy places the organism in Eukaryota, Metazoa, Arthropoda, Insecta, Diptera, Drosophilidae. Gene Ontology annotation, cellular component: membrane. The record is from RefSeq and is a predicted model, not a curated record. Gene Ontology annotation, biological process: protein tetramerization; monoatomic cation transmembrane transport.